Molecule: messenger RNA, 1783 nt
Organism: Daldinia caldariorum
Lineage: Eukaryota; Fungi; Ascomycota; Sordariomycetes; Xylariales; Hypoxylaceae
Product: putative methyltransferase-domain-containing protein
Exons: 2
Coding region: 263-1174 (303 amino acids)
Cellular component (GO): nucleolus
Molecular function (GO): rRNA (adenine) methyltransferase activity
Source: RefSeq, a predicted model, not a curated record
GGACUUCUUACAACUACACACACUGUGUUCUGUCAUCAACUAGGCACGCUUGUAUUAGGUAUGCAAUACAGUACUUUUCAUAUUAUAAGCACUGUCCCUAUACCUUUAGAACAUUACACGAUCUGAACUUUCUCUAUCUCAAUCUUUUGAAUAUACCGCUAUAUUCAGAAAAUAUAUUAUUUAAAAAUUAAAAAGAUAAUAGCGACUGCGCUGCAAUAUCUAUCAUCUGGCCUAUACCAUUAACUCGCCAGUGGCCGGUAUCAUGGGGGUGAAUAAAAAAGGCCGGGUGAAGAAAAGCUUAACCACAGGCCGGCCGCCAACGGUCCUGAAGCCGAAAUCGAUAUCGAGAAAAGCUACCCGGACACUCAUCAACUCUCACCACGUCCUAGAGAAGAAGAAAGCGCAAGCUAUCGCAAAAGGCGACAUAGCUGCGCAGGCUGCUAUCGAAGCCGAGAUCGCUGCUCUAGGCGGCCUCGAAAAAUACCAGCAGGCCAGUCUUCAAGGCCAGCGCCUCGACCGCGGAGGGGAUAGUUCCCGGGUCCUCAUGGAAUGGCUUAAGACUAUGAGCCCGGGCCUUUCUGAUGUUGCUUCUCCUUCUUCUGUUUCUUCUUCUACGAGAGGUGCUGGAUUGAGGAUGCUCGAAGUGGGUGCGUUAAGCACUGCGAACGCGUGCUCGAAGAGCGGUAUCUUCGGCAUGGAAAGGAUCGACUUGAACAGUCAAAGCGACGGCAUUUUACAGCAGGAUUUCAUGAAGAGGCCGCUGCCGAAGGACGACUCGGAGCGCUUCGAUAUCAUCAGCCUUUCGUUAGUCCUGAAUUUCGUCCCAGAUGCUAUAGGACGGGGCGAAAUGCUCCUUAGAACCUUGGAGUUUUUAAAGGAGCCUGAUACGCAUUACUCAUCUCAGCUACGUGAUAUUUUCCCAAGCUUGUUUAUGGUUCUGCCAGCACCGUGCAUCACCAACUCGAGGUACAUGAACGAGGCUCAUAUAGACUCUAUCAUGAAUACGCUGGGAUACAUGAAAGUCCAGAGCAAGACAACCCAGAAACUUGUAUACUACCUCUGGGUCAGGAAGUCUGCUGUCCAGUCACCUCUUCCAGCGUUCAAGAAAUUGGAGCUUCGAUCUGGUCACUCAAGAAAUAACUUCGCCAUCGUGAUCCGCGGCUCAUCAGGGUGACAGCCGGGUCUCUAAGUAAGACGCAUGCACGCAUAGCCACGCCUAAUCGAUCCCAACAUGUCGACAAAAACUUGCGAUGGUGGGUACCGUCGCCGCGUCAAUCUGAUAACGCUCUGGUCGCUUAUUCUCUCGAAAGGGCUGCAUUCUGCGGUGCGCUACCACCUUGGACCAGUGCUAGUCCUUCUUUCCGCCCCUACCCCUUACUUUAUUGUCUCUCAAUCUAUCCAACGCGUAUCCAACUCGACGCAUUUCUAGCGGCAAGAUAAGUAAGGAGGACACCAUUUCUAUCUACCUAUCGAGAUCAUCAGUUGGUGGGCUCGUGGUGGUCCUGAACCUACCCCGCAGUUUCUAUCGUUUAUCUACCCGAUAGGCCUGGGUCGAAAGACGUCACCACCAACGACCGCACACCAUUCCGAUCAGGCGACGUCCGAACCAUUUAUAGGGGAGACCGAUUUCACGGCUUUUUGGGACGCUCCGGGUUUUACAUCUAAGGAGAAAACGACCGUGAUAUCUGACGAUCAAUUGCCUGAUAAUUAGUGAUGGAGACGCACACCUCACCCACCGCAAGGAUCAAUUGCUAAAGUUCACAAUAUGCAGCGAUUCCUUCGG